Molecule: messenger RNA, 879 nt
Organism: Trichomonas vaginalis G3
Lineage: Eukaryota; Parabasalia; Trichomonadida; Trichomonadidae
Product: armadillo (ARM) repeat-containing protein family
Exons: 1
Coding region: 1-879 (292 amino acids)
Source: RefSeq, a predicted model, not a curated record
AUGAAUGAAGACGACAGACUCUUUUUCUGUUCACAAAUAUUAAAUUACGAAGUUGAUAUUGAUGAAUGCAUCAUAUGCCUUGAUAAUGUUACUGAGAUAUUUCUUGAACAUCAAGACCAUCCAGAUAUCCAAAAACAAGCCAUGAAAGCCAUUGAAAAAUUGAUAAAUCAAACAACAGAAGAAAAUUGGUCAAAAAUCGAAAGAUUUUUUACUGAAGAAGUAAUCAAAGCAAUCGUGAAUGCAAUGUUUAACGAGAAAACAUCGAUCGCAUGUGCCAAUAUCCUUUCAAAACUCGCAGUUCAUUAUAUUUCUCAAGAUUUAAUUUUUGAUUUGGUUGAAACACGGUUAGACAUCACUUUAUCGGCUAUUAUGGCUACAAGCGAACGUCGAGCAUCACUAAUAUUCUACUGGAAUUGCCUUAGAUACGGAAAUUAUGUUCCAAGAGCAGAUAUCGUCCAUAAAAUUUACGAUUUCUUAGAUUUUGGGACUGUCGAAGAGAAAAUAAUUGCUUUGUCAUACGUUUACUUGUUAGUUUUUCAGAUUCCAACCUUUAAUAGAGAGAAUUACACUUCUGAACAAGAAGUCGAGACAUUAUCACAUGAAGUGUUCGGAGAACAUUUAAUUGAGUCCACAUUGGAUAUUGUGGAAGGUUUAAACGUUGAUUCAGAAUCACUCGGAAUUAUCUGCCAAGGUUUGAGCUAUUUGAUAUACAAUAAUGAUAACUUUUUGAAAUGUAUCCUAGAAGAAGAUGUUUUCUAUGAACAAUUCACGGAAUUAUGCACCAACGAAAAAAUUAUCAAAAAUCCACUAGCGUAUGAAUCAUUUCUUGAUAUUUCUAGUCAUAUAACUGAAUUGAGAAAGGAAGCAGAAGAAAAUUAA